Messenger RNA from Chrysemys picta bellii (western painted turtle), 9196 nucleotides. It is a transcript of the gene ZHX3, whose product is annotated as zinc fingers and homeoboxes 3. Gene Ontology annotation, biological process: regulation of transcription by RNA polymerase II. Lineage: Eukaryota; Metazoa; Chordata; Testudines; Emydidae. Gene Ontology annotation, molecular function: DNA-binding transcription factor activity, RNA polymerase II-specific; DNA binding. The record is from RefSeq and is a predicted model, not a curated record. Gene Ontology annotation, cellular component: nucleus.
UAUAAUGAAAGUAACUUCCAAGUCUAAGUUGGAGUCAUACGAUCACAGGAAUAGUGAUAUCAAACAAGCUUUACAGAGAAUAACUACAGUAGAGAAGUCAUUUUUCUUUUAAGAUCAGGAAUGUAAGUUGCUGUUGAUAAAGGGAAAAGUGUAGAGUAUGUUUCUGUGUGCUGCUUAAUACCCUUUGAAGAAAAGAGCCCUGAAUCUUGACUGCAGGGAAGGGACUACUGCCACUUGAACAAUGCAUACAAGUAAGGAGGAAGAGCUGGAAAGCAAUGCAUUUUACAGGCCAGUGUGCUGUAGGGUAGUAUAUGUGAAACAAAGAUCCCAUUUGAAUGCAUGACUCAGUCUGAAACAUCCAAAGUGGUAGUAAGGUUCAAUGGCAAAUGUAAACAUUUGUCAACACUUGAAAAAUAUUCCUUUGGACAACAUGGAUUUGCUGGAAUCUAGAGUUCAGAACACUUGCAAAGAACAGCGCUUUAUUUUUUAAAGCAUUAAUUACCUGGAUUGGUUGCAGCGAUGGCUAGCAAAAGAAAAUCCACAACUCCUUGCAUGAUACCGGUAAAAACAAUGGUGCUGCAGGAGAUGGAAUCAGAUGCUGUGGAAAAUGAUCAUGAAGGAACUCAACAGCACAUGCCUCCUGAACCACCGGCAGCUGGUGAUGCUGUUAUUAACAAUAGCAGCAAUCAUGCAACAUUGUCUAAUGGGCAUCGCAGUAUUAUGGACGGUGAUACUUACUUGUGUAAGUAUUGCGAUUUUGGAUCGCAAGAUGUUAAUCAUUUCUUUGGACACAUGGAUUCUGAGCACUUAGACUUCAGCAAAGACCCCUCGUUUGUAUGUGUUGAGUGCAGUUUUCUGGCACAAAGCCACAAAGGGCUUUUGCAUCACAAUGCGGAGUGCCACGGUGGUGAAACUAGCUUCCUCUGGAAUGUGGCUAAGCAGGAUAAUCACACGACAGUGGAGCAAAGUAUCUCUGAUGCCACCAGCAACCAAGACAUUUCAGGAGACUUCUGUGAGGAGGGGGUAGAUGGUCAAGCUGAAAUCAUCAUCACCAAAACUCCCAUUAUGAAGAUAAUGAAAGGUAAGCCUGAGGCCAAAAAAAUUCACAUGCUAAAGGAGAACGUAUCAAAUCAGCCAGGCGAUGAUUUGGCGAUGAAAGAUGGUGACCAUUCAUUCACCAAUGGGUCUUUGCCAGCCAGCCGGUCAACAGCCAGCUCAGCAAAAUCAUCUCACAUAGUCAAUGGCUCCAUAUUGGGAAACGUGCCUGUUUUGCAGGCAGGCGUUGCACAACUUGUGUCAUUGCAGCAGCAGCAGCCGCAGCUGCACCAGGACCUACCCACGUCCAAAUCCCUUCCUAAAGUGAUGAUUCCUCUGAGCAGCAUUCCCACGUACAAUGCAGCCAUGGACUCCAACAGCUUCCUGAAAAACUCCUUCCAUAAGUUUCCCUACCCUACAAAAGCUGAGCUUUGCUAUUUGACUGUCGUGACCAAGUACCCAGAAGAGCAGCUUAAGAUCUGGUUUACUGCCCAGAGGUUGAAACAAGGCAUUAGCUGGUCCCCAGAGGAGAUAGAAGAUGCACGGAAAAAAAUGUUCAACACAGUUAUUCAGUCUGUACCGCAGCCCACUAUCACAGUUUUAAAUACACCUCUAGUUGCAAAUGCCAGCAAUGUCCAGCAUCUCAUUCAGGCAACUCUACCUGGUCACAUGGUCGGGCAACCAGAAGGAACGGGAGGGUUACUCGUUACACAACCAAUAAUGACAAAUGGAUUAAAAGGAAGCAGCUCAUCUCUCACGUUAGCAGUGACAUCUAUUCCCAAGCUCCAACCCAUUACGCAACACAACAACGCGUGUUCGAGCAGCGCCUCAGCUGUGAAGGUGGUCAACACAGCUCAGUCUCUGCUGACUGCAUGCCCAAGCAUAUCUUCACAAGCUUUCAUGGAUCCCAGCAUCUACAAAAAUAAGAAGUCCCAUGAGCAGCUGUCUGCACUGAAAGGCAGCUUCUGCAGGAAUCAGUUCCCUGGCCACGCUGAAGUUGAGCGUCUGACCAAAAUUACAGGCCUUACAACUAGGGAGGUUCGAAAGUGGUUUAGUGAUAGGAGAUAUCAUUUCAGGAAUAUGAAAGGCAGUAGAGCCAUGUUUGCUGGAGAUAAUACAAUAAUUAUUGACUCCAUGCCUGACAUUACCUUCACUGUGUCACCAAAAGAGAUUGACUUAACCUCUACGACAGCAGCGAUGCCCGUGGCUCAUCACCAAACAAGGCGACAGUCCUGGCAUCAAACGCCCGACUUCACCCCAACGAAAUACAAAGAGAGAGCACCAGACCAGCUCAAGGCUUUGGAAGGCAGUUUUGCACAAAACCCUUUUCCUCCAGAGGAAGAAGUGGACCGUUUGAGGAGUGAAACAAAAAUGACCAGGAGAGAAAUUGAUAGCUGGUUUUCAGAGAGGAGGAAAAAAAAGGUGAUGGAGGAAAAUAAAAAAGCAGAAGAAAUGGUCCAGCAAGAGGAGGAGGAUGCUGACAAUAAUUGUGGAGAAGAGGAAGACUCCUCAGAUGAACUGAGGGUCUCAAGUGAAAAUGGUUCAUUAGACACCCCAAGCAGCAAUCAAACUUCACUGGAGCGGAAAGUUAGUCCUAUUAAAAUCAAUCUGAAGAAGCUUAGAGUGACUGAGUCAAAUGGCAAAAAUGAAUUGCCAGAGGUAUGUGCAAAUGAUCAAGGGGACAACUGUUCUAGCAGGCCACCUACCCCUGCAAAAACCAAACUGAACUUUAAAAAAACAGCCCAACAGCGGCAUUUGCUUAAACAAAUGUUCGUAAAGACACAGCGACCAACAAAUCAAGAAUACGACGCCAUAGUUGCUCAGACAGGUCUGCCCCGGGCUGAGAUAAUUCGCUGGUUUGGGGAUAGCCGGUACGGUUUAAAAAAUGGCCAGCUGAAAUGGUAUGAGAACUACAGGCGGGGUAUCUUCCCUCCAGGUUUAGCGGUGAUCAGCCCAGCUAGCAAAGAGAUCCUAGAGGACUAUUACAAAAAGCACAAGCUGCUGUAUGAAGAUGACCUUCAGAGCUUGUGUGAGAGAACUCAACUGAAUUCACAGCAGGUUAGGGUGUGGUUUGCUGUAAAGGCGGACGAAGAAACCCGGGCCGUGUCUGACACGGGAAGCGAAGAUCGAUACUCGGGCACGGGCGAACAAGCAGGAAGCCAAAAAGGGACAUGCGAUGCCAGUUCGGAGGUAUCUGAGAAUAGCGAAUCUUGGGAGCCCAGUGGCCAGGAAGGCCAUUCGGAACCCUUUGAUACAUUUAGCCAGCAACCUGCAGUUCAGCUUGAAACAGAUUGACCUUAAACUGCCUGCUCUGAAGGAUCUGCGAUUACAUUUGAGAAGAUUGUAAAUCCAUGGGCCUGAUACGAAUCUCAGUAGCAGGGAGUGGUGUAAAAGCACGGCUAUAAUGAGACCUUUCAGUACAGCACAUCAGAGAGGGAGAGCAAGAGAAUCGGGCUCUUCAUGCAGUGCCAUCUGCAGCCUAAUCUAGAAUCUUACUCACCAGCUGGCCAGAGUAGGGCAUCAGUAAGAUCUUCUCACUCUUGUGACGUAGGAUGCUGUUUCCUUUCCAGUGGAUAAACUUUCAGAUUUCAUAUUCAUAUAAUGGAACCAACUUUUGACAUACAGACAGCCGCCUCGACAAGCAUAAUUAAUUUUGGACAUUGAUUGUGUAAUUGUAUUUUUUGCGUAGAAAUGGACUAUCAUGGCACAAUACAUUUUUAUCUUCAGCUGUUUGUAAUGUGUUUGUUCUCUAACGGUUGGCAAUGUUGCAUAUGUCCCCGACUCUUGGGUCCCUAGAUCAGGGAUUGGAGGAUACCAUCAUGAGUGUCAGUAUGUGUGUCAGAGCAAGAGAGAAGAUCUGAGAAGCAACAUGCCAGUCUUCGUAGCAAGAACAGGAUGAAUUCAGUGGGGUGGAUGUAGAUUUCUUUCCCUGGGGAUGGGGGUGGAAUAAGCUAUUGUACACCCUCCAAUAUCCAGUGGGGGGUUGGGAUCCUGCAAAGGUCAGGAGAUAGAAUUGGAUAUAAUCUGUCCCCCUACUGCCUGGAGUAAUUUUAUUUCUUUUAUGCUAGGCGGUGGAAUGUAGCACAGCCCAUUACUCUCCAAGCCUCACAUUAAUUACUGAGAACUAGCACUUAAUGUUUCCAUCCUGCUCUGGAAUCCCUUUCAUUGUUUAUAGAGGACAAACUGUUCUUCAGAGAACAAAUACAGACAAAAAUUUGGCUUUCUGCUAACGUUUCAAGUCAUCGUUUUCUAGACAGGAAGCUUGCUUGUUACAACACUAGUUGAAUUAGAUUCCUUCUCUUGUCCUACUGUGCUAAUGCUAUUAACCUAUACUUAUUGGUCCAGGUCACCUUACCUAGUUCUCCAACUGUAGUCCUGUCUUUCUGUGAGCUAGACAAUAAAUACAUUGCAAACUAGUUUUUAGUUAUCUGGUAUAUUAAGUGCUCACUUAAUCAUAUACCUUUUUAAUAUGUAUAUGUCUACAAUGUCUUGGGCUAUUACUGCUUUAAAGCAGCUUCUUUAUUAUUUUUGAUUCUAGUGUAAUUUUUCUUAAUGUGGAAGGCUUUAUUCUCAGUGGUAGGAGAUAUUUAUUAAAUGGGUGAGUUUCAAGCUCUAAGUGACCUGAUCUAGUGUAAGUUUAUAAAGAGAGGUUGGUCUUUUUAAAUCUCUCCCGGCGUCUCUUCCAAAGGUAGCAUUUGAUUUCUACCUUAAGUCAUCUUCUUGAAUAGUGUUCCCCUUUCCUCAUGUCCGUAUUUAGAAGGCCUUACUAUUCAAUAAUUAAGAGGAGUAGCUCUCUUUAGUCAUAGCAUCAUUUGGGAAUGAAAGGACUCUAGCAGGACACCUACGCCUGUUAGUUCAGUCUGUGGCAGUUCAGAGAACCAUGCUGAUAGAAUAGCAUUUCUCCUUAUGCAGAAGACAACAUUGCAACUGUACAGGUCACACUAAACCUUUGUUAGAGGCAUACCAGCAACAAUAAUCAGCCUCUCGAUGGUGUGAGCUCAACAUUUGCAUGGCUGAGCCCCUACGUUCUUGCUCCCGAGAUGUCAGUUCCACAAUGGCUGCUGGAGUCCCUGCAACUGUCAUCUUGUAUACCCUGAAACAGCAAGGGACGGGAGGGAGAAGGACUAGAAACGUCUAGCAGUGACGAUUACUCUUGAUGCUACUGGUGGGAAUCUGGUGACCCAAGAGUGUGGCUGCAUGUACAGUGUUAACUAAAGAGAACAAAUACAGGUAAGUCAUUUACUCUCUAGUGUCUAUAUACGUGCAGGAGUAUUUAAAUAUGCACAUGUACUGUUCAAAUGUGCAAUUUUUACUGCAUAAGACGUACAUUCAAAAUGUACACUUUACUGAGUGCUAUAUAAAGAUGUUGGAAACACAGUUUGCCCCUUCAAGGUGACUUUGUUGGCAUACACUUAGAAAGAGCCACCUCCAGGCCACUGAAGGAAAUGUUCAAUCAUCACCCUGUGAAUGGGUUUCUAAAAAUCUCUUUUUCCAGGCACUGGCUGAAUUUUUUUGCAGCUGGAUUUUAGUCUGCCAGUAGCCCAGAAAAGAAAAGGAAACGUCUAGUCAGCUGAAGGGAAUUUGGUCGUGGUGUACCCAGAAAACCCAGCCUUGAAGGGUUAAAGCUGCUAAUUGCUCGUUUGUGGAUAUGUAAAGACAUCAGGCUAUUAGUCCCUUUUCGUUAGAGGAAUUUUCAAAUAUGCUUCCAUGCAGCCUGGCUUCCCUAAAGGCAGGCAGUCCAGUGAAUGGAAUUGCACCUCUCCGGGCAUGGUGAAGGUGGGAGUGAUAAAAUGGGUCUGGGAUAAAGCUUCUGAACCAGACACCAAAAGAAACCUGGUUCCUUUUUAAUCUCCCAUAUGUUUAUUACCAACACAUUUUUACUGGGUAUUUCCAAAAGGGUUUGUUAUAAAGAAGGGAGAGCUACUGUCAUUCGUGGUUCAUCUAACACCUCUGUUAAAUAGGUUGAAAUGAAGUAGGCACUAAUACCAAAAUACAUAGGGUUUGGUGCAGGACAUUAGAAGUGUGCUUGCGCGGAAACUGAAACAAUUGUGGACCAGCUCUUGGUCACUGUGAAGUGGUUUGACAGUCCUAUCAGCAGCACUUCUGCAGCUGGUGUUGCAGGAAACGCCACCUCAAUUUUGCACCUAGACAGUAUUAACUUUUAUCAUCCUCUAAUCAACAAGCAUUGUCACUUGGACUAGAUAAAAGGAGAGAAUUGGCUAGAUGGAGUGGUGAGUUAGCAUUUACUUAUUAGGAGAGGAAAUUUUUAAAAACUAAUUUCUUCAACUCCCUCAGCUAAAAGUGAGCCUAUGUUCACUCGGACUUGAUGGUUGCACAGCUGUAAAAAUCCUUUUAUCUUCAGUCUUAUGUUGUUGCUUCCAUCUUACUAACAUUAAACUUCUGUAUAGGAGGUGGGCUGGCUUAAAACCAGAAACUCAAGUGCUUAGUAACCUGCUAUCCAGAUUAAUAUCUCAGUCAUGUCUCAUCUUUAAAAAGAAUCAUAGGUUUAAUCUUAUGAUUAAAAAGAAUCAUAGGUUCUAGGAAUAGAAUUGGCUUGCUAGUUAGUAAGAGCAGUGAUCUGCUAGGCAAGGCUCUGAUUUUUUGGCUAGCAUCCUGGAUGUUUUUUUUAAAACACUAUAAAAUUUAAUUAUACCUGGUUCCUCAACUUAGUUCCUAGUUCCAGUUUCACAAGGGAGUCACUGGGAUAGUGGUUUGGUUAGUUAGUGGUUCAUGUACAGAGGGCAUUUGCAGCUGCCUGCAUUUGACAAUUACCUGCAGGUGUCCAGCUUAACAGGUGAUUGUGUUAACAACUUUGGUAUUUGAUCGUGAAUUGGACAUAUACUCCCCGAGCUGCACCCCUGUAACUCUUAAAAGUGUAGUGUUUGAAUCAGACUUAUCAGUACUAGUACGUGGUGGUGUAGAAUCAUAGAAUAUCAGGGUUGGAAGAGCCCUCAGGAGGUCAUCUAGUCCAACCCCCUGCUCAAAGCAGGACCAAUCCCCAACUAAAUCAUCCCAGCCAGGGCUUUGUCAAGCCUGACCUUAAAAACCUCUAAGGAAAGAGAUUCCACCACCUCCCUAGGUAACCCAGUCCAGUGCUUCACCGGUUGCUCUCCCUCCCCUGCUGACCACUUGCUGCACAGCACGGCAAGGACUGAAACAGGAGAUAAUAUUUCCUAUCAGAUUGCUUUUUGGGGGCUAAUACAGGCUGGAAAGGCUGGGGAUAGCCAAAUUGUGGAAAACAGAGAACAAGGGGUAAAAUUAGGGGAUACCAUAGUGAUGCCCAUGGUAUAAAAUAGCUGGAGAGGGACGGCUGUACAGCUGCUGCCUGAUUUUCAAAGAUAUUGAGUAUUGACAGUUCCCAUUGACUUCAGCUAGAGCUGUGGGCACUCAGCAAUUCUGCACAUCAGGCCUGUAAAUUAAGCCGAGUUCCAACCGUGGCACAGUGGGAUGGACACAGCCCUGUGACUCUCCAGGCUUUCUUAGCCUUGCUAUAAUGCAGCGAUCUGCAGAGAGCUUGCACCUGAUGUUUCAGUUAUUUAAAGCAGAAUGGUCUAUCCCUUCCUACAGCGGCCUUUGUGGGUCAUUUGCCAAGCCAAAUGUUUCACAGCAUGAGAAUCAAUCAGCAAAGGCAGGGCACAAUGGCAGCCGUGGUAUGAAACUAAAUAGUCAUGGUGGGUAUCUAGUUUAACAACCCUUAUGUGAUGGCAUGACUUGCAGUGAGAGGCACAGCGACAAGACACCAUCUUCUCUUGUAUUUGCUGUCGGCGCCAGCUCUUGACCUAUGCAUUCAGGAGGAGGAGCUGGAAGGCUGAAGAGCAGUUUCGUUUGUCCACAUAGAGCAGCAAUUCUUGAUGAUUGGAAACUUGAAAAACCUUUUCCCCAAAUAAAGCUGGAGCCAUUGAUCAUAGAGCCUGAACAGAAGAUGAAACGUUGCGGGUAGGGGUAGUUCAGAUGGUACGAUGUUUUUCUGAGCUUGGCACAGAUCAGCAUGUGAGAGAUGAGAAUACUGUACCUUCAUCACAUGGUAGUACUCAUAGUUACAGUGAUACUGUUAAACUCAUCUCUCCCUACUUCCCAUGAAACUGUGUUUUAAAUUUGUGAAACCAGUUCCUAAGACAGGGAACCCUAUUGACCAUUUUUAAUUUCUCAGCGAUUACAAAACAAACAUGUAAGCAUCAGUUGAAGCUGCCAGCACGAAAAGGGGAUUCAGUCACUCUCUUUGCCAGGGUAGUUCCUGCUGUGUCCAUUACUGGCAAUGGGAUCUGCCAGGAAUUUCAGACUAGCGCCACAAAAGCUUGAAAACAAACAGGAAAACAAAUUAACUGAACUCUUCCAGAUGCAGCAGGGAUCUCUUACACUUGUCCCGCGUUUCAGCAAAGAGCAUACCACUCCACUCGGUCGCUCAUUUGAAGGCUGGCCUUAAUCCAAUCUCUCCUGUCCUGGUAGAUGGAUGGUAUUACCCAUAUGCUGUUCGCUGGUACCAGUGAAGAGAGCAGGGUAGAAAUCUUCUUGAUAAAGUUGUACUUUUGCUCAGCCCCCAUCUGAUUAUUUUUGUUAGGAAUUUUGUCAGGAAUUUUUCACCCCAUGUUGGUAGCACGGCACUAAAAGUCAGGCUUUGGAACACACUGCUUCUCAUCAGCCCAUACAAUCAACAUAUGGUGUCUUGUUUAAAAUCAUCCUGGUGCUGAGUGACCUGGGAUUCAUCCAAAGGAAACUAGAAUUGGAGCUGCAAUGGGACCUUUCAUAAGGGUAGCCUUGUGGCUAGGGACAGCGAAAAGACUUGGCUGUCGUUGUCUUUGGGGGGGGGGGGGAUAUUUUGGAUUUUUUUUAAGACCAUAAUUAGGAGAUUUAACAUGGCACCUGCGUGAGAAGGUAGUUUUUACUUUUGGUGAAGGUUUUAAAGAGAGAAACAAAGCUGCCUGUGACUGUGGGCUAUAGUUAUUACUAGUGCUAGGGUCGCUUGCCCCUGCGAUGGACUUUACAUGCUCUUAUUCUGUGGGUGAGCUCCCUGUAGCAACAAUGCCACUUCUGAGAAGUGAACCACAAGUUUCCCUUACUUUUGUAUAUGUGGAGGGGGGCGGGGGGGAGCUUGCUUGUACAGUUUGGUGAAAUGAAAUGAGACCUUUUCAGUUGUUCCUAAAUAAAGAGCAUAAAAUAUGAA